ACACCAUAAUAGAUAUUAUACAAUUUUACAUUUUAAAAUGAAUAGCUACGUUAUAAAUUCUUUCGUCGGCGAGGGCUCAUUUGGACGUGUUUUUAAAGCAAAACACAAAGAUACCGAUGCUGUAGUAGCCUUAAAAGUGAUAAGGAAGAAAGGUCGUUCGUCUAAAGACUUAAAAUGUUUGAAGCAAGAAUGCGACAUACAGAGGCAAUUGAAUCAUCCAAACAUAAUCCGAAUGAUAGACAGUUUCGACACUGAUACAGAAUUGGUAGUUGUCACAGAAUAUGCUGAGAAAGAACUACAUGGAAUAUUGGCUAAAGAGGGUUGUCUUAAUGAAGAACAAGUGAAGAAGAUAACUUGGGACCUUGUGUCUGCACUGUACUACUUACAUUCUCAUAGAGUUUUACAUAGAGACCUCAAGCCACAAAAUGUGCUAUUGGAUAGUACAGGACGUGCCAAACUCUGUGACUUUGGUCUUGCAAGAAUAAUGACAAAUGCAACACACAUUUUAACAUCCAUCAAAGGCACACCAUUGUACAUGGCCCCCGAGUUAAUUGAUGAGAAGCCAUAUGAUCAUCAGGCAGACUUAUGGUCACUUGGCUGUAUUGUAUAUGAGCUAAUUGCUGGGCAACCACCUUUCUGUACAAUGUCUAUAUGGCAACUUGUCCGCAUGAUUAGACACAAACCUGUACAGUGGCCUAGUUUCAUCAGCACUAAUGCUCGGACCUUCCUACAGGGCUUAUUGCAUAAAGAUCCUUUGAAAAGAAUGAGCUGGCCAGAAAUAUUGGAACAUCCAUUUGUAGCUGGUCACAUUCUUAUUCUACCAGAAGACGUCCAGAGUGAAUCACCAUUUACCAAGCCUUUAACACACAGUCAGCAAGAAGCCAAGCAAUUGCAGCGGGAAAAAAUAUGCAUUGGGAAUGCAAGAACAAAAAAAAUGGAAGGUGAUCCACUAAGACUUGUAACCAAAGAGCAUGAUUUAAGGAAUGUAAAAGUCAUGCAAGCUUUGGAAUGUUUGCCUAUGUCUGAUGACGACAGUGUCAGGGCCACUAGCGCAUUCAGUGUUCGAGACAGCCUCAAAACUGAUGAUGAAGAGCAAGCAUAUCCCAUUUCAGUAGCCAAUGCAAAGCUUUUACGACAUGAAUAUAAUGUAAUGAACAACAGUAAUCUCCUUGUUUGUAAUCUAGAAAACAAUAUGGCACAGCUAAUGGCUUGUAAUAAAAAACAGAUAGAAUUAAAUACAAAGAAAAUGGAGAAAAUAGAUGAAGAAAAACAUAUAACAGAAAAAUCAGAAGAAUCUAAAGCGGAUGCAGUCAAAUGUGUUGAGGAUGAACAGGUUGCUGAAUUUAAACAGAAAUCUAAAACAACAGAUACUGCCUCACACAGUUUAGAGAAUCCUAAAAGUUCAACAAAAUGCAGCAGUGAUAUUAGUUGCAAGUCUGGAUUAAGCAAAAGUGUACCACCUUCAUAUAAGCAGAAAAUAUUACAGUUCUCUAGGGAUAAACUAAGGUUUGGUAGUGGCGGGAAUAAACUGACAAGAAGCAUUAAAAGAUCGUUUAGUAUUCGAAGUUGGGAUAAAAAAAGUGAUAGUCAGAGAAGAAUCAGUGAACCAACUGUGGAAAUACCAAGUAUUAUUAGUGCUGAAGAAGAAAAACAUUCAAAGGAAGAAAAGGAUGAGGAUGUUGAGAAGUGUGAGGUAAUUGAAGAUAUACCGAAUGAUCGAGAUGUUGCAGAUAAUGAUAGAAUUCUUAAAGUCGAAGAGAAUAACAAACCAGUUGAGCAGGAACCAUCAAGCAUUGAACUAGAAGAAUGGGAGGCUUUCUUGAAUUCAAAUAUCAGUGAAGUUAUGGACGGCGAUGUCGAAUCUUUGACUCAGUUGAAUAUGGUGAGUAUGGUGGUCGGUGUGGUGGGCAAUGCAGCGCGCGGUGCGGGGGGCGGCCGGGUCUGCGGGGCUGUGGCUGCGCUACUGGCGUUGCCCGCUCUGGUGCACACCCUGCCGAGACACACGCUACUCAAUAUACAAGAUGUAUAUUUGGAGGCGAAAGUGCCUUAUAAUUUCGUAGCAGCUAUAAACACAUUAAUGGAAAACAGUGAGGACAAUGACGAUGGAGCAGAGGAUAGAUUACAAGGUGUUAGCCGUAUGGUUGAAGUGUGUGCGUGGCUGUGCGUUCGUUCCUGCAGAGGAGUGAGACAGUUUGCCACUGCCCUAAGUGCCUACAACGCGUAUCCGGUGUUCACUAAACUGCUUAAGCUUGACACGAGAAAUCCCAGGAUAGUCCUGAACAUAGUCGGUCUCCUGAUCACCAUACUGCAGGACCUACCGGAACUAGCUGACGUUGUCGAAAGGAUACUAUUCGAGGACAAGAGUUUUAAUUUCAUAAAUCUACUCGAACAGCCAAACGACGCAUUGAGAAUGAGAGUUUGUAUACUGAUAAGUCUACUUUGCACCUUCUCGUGUACCGCUUUUUCUGCAGCAAUGGAAUCGAAAUGGAGUAAGAAGGAGAGCGAUAGUUUGGAAGCGCUCCACGGUCAUUGUAACGUUACUCUGAACAGAGCCGCAAGACUGGCCACUAAGGAGCUGAGUAAUAUGCCUUUUUAUUCUAAUUAAUCGAGGAAAGAUUGAAAUUUUAUUGGAAAAUUUCAUGGUAAAUUGCGUAAAAUGAAUCGUACUUUGAGCAAAAUGUUAUAUUAUUAUGCCGUUGGAUGGAACGAUGUAGAAAUAAUUUGAGAUAAUCGACUUAUCUUUGUUUCCUACAUAGACGAGAGAUCCUAUCUAGUGUUUAGCUGAUACUAGUGGCUAUAUUAUUGUUGGAUUGUUUACUCUUUGGAGGGCGAAUAGACUAGAGAUCGUUUGGAACCUCUGGGUCUGCGGAGGGACUUCGGUUCCCUCUGUAUUUUGUAUAGUAUGUUGCAUGGGGAGUGCUCUUGAAUUGUUCGAGAUGAUACCGG
Molecule: messenger RNA, 2946 nt
Organism: Bombyx mandarina (wild silkworm)
Lineage: Eukaryota; Metazoa; Arthropoda; Insecta; Lepidoptera; Bombycidae
Gene: fu
Product: STKc_STK36 domain-containing protein fused
Biological process (GO): protein phosphorylation; smoothened signaling pathway
Cellular component (GO): cytoplasm
Molecular function (GO): protein kinase activity; ATP binding
Source: RefSeq, a predicted model, not a curated record